Messenger RNA from Indicator indicator, 5078 nucleotides. It is a transcript of the gene DCUN1D2, whose product is annotated as defective in cullin neddylation 1 domain containing 2. Lineage: Eukaryota; Metazoa; Chordata; Aves; Piciformes; Indicatoridae. Gene Ontology annotation, biological process: protein neddylation; positive regulation of ubiquitin-protein transferase activity. The coding region runs from base 1196 to 1930 and encodes 244 amino acids. The transcript has 7 exons. The record is from RefSeq and is a predicted model, not a curated record. Gene Ontology annotation, molecular function: ubiquitin-like protein binding; cullin family protein binding; ubiquitin conjugating enzyme binding. Gene Ontology annotation, cellular component: ubiquitin ligase complex.
UACAAAUCCCUAUACCUGGGCAGGGGGAAGGAAGGAAGCAAUAGGGUCGGCUCUUGUGGCGCCGCUGCAGGGCCAGCGUUCGGAGCUGUCCCGGAAAGGGUCCGCACGUUAUCUCCGCCACAGGCUGCGCGGUGUCGGCUUUCAGCGCUUCCCUGGGAUUUACGAUACGGUGUAGUUAGCGUUUUGAGAGAGCUUCUAAAACUUGGCUUGAGGUCUUGAAGCGAAGUACAGCUCUGAGUUUGGGUUAUGUUGGUGAGAGGGCAUGGUAAAACACGUCUUCCAGACCUUCCCCUCUGCCCUUGUAGAGAGUGCAUAGGUACCGCGCUCUGUUGUGCAGGGCAUUCAACCUACAUGGACCAUAGAAACUAUACUACGUGGCGAGAGUGGUAGAUUGCAUAGUCGAAUGUGUUUCUCUGAUUUCUUAAACUAAACCAAUGUUUUAUUUUGAACUUAAGUGACAUCCCUAAAUGCCUGGCACUAGACUUAGAAGAGGACAUGGGUUUUACUUUGGAGUAGUUGUCAUGGACCACUGUUUUGAAGUGUUCAUCACUGAAGUUUGUGGCAUAAAAGAAGCUUAUGUAACUGAGGAAAACCUUGAUGCAGAGAGAUUCUCAGACUGUAAAGAAAACUGGGGAGCAGGGCACUGAGGAAGGUUACACAGAGCUUGCAGCCAGAGGAUUGCUUCAGUAUUUCCUGAACAAAAUACAUUGUGGUUAUUUUUGCAGCUUUUUUUCCCCACUUUGCAUGUUUCUCAUGUUUCUUCUUCUCUAUAAAGAAACUGUGUGGUUUUUUUCUUAUAUAGAAUUGGUCUUUCCUACAAUUUUUUCCAAGUCCUUAUCUUGUUUACGUGAUGCAUUUCUUGUCUCGUGACCAGCUGUAGUCAAGAUGUCACCAUCCAUGUGUGUGUAAAAGAUAACAAGUAAACUGAAAGAUGGUCCUAUGUUUACUUCUUACUGCUCACUGAAUCAGGAUUCAGGUUUUUUUCUCCCUAAUAUUUAAGAGAACAGUGAAUUUUCUGUUACACCCAAUGAUUUAAAGCAGUAGUGAAGAGCUUAGACAUAUUUCUCAGCUUUCUGUUGUCCCAGAACAUGUCUUCAGUGUGGUUUAGCAAAAUUGGAAAUUGUCAGAAUAUAGAAACAGAGUUUGAUUCAAGCAUAAGCUUAAAUCGUCCCAGAAGGAUAAGGUCCGCCAGUUUAUGGCAUUUACCCAGGCUGGUGAAAGGACUGCUAUAUACUGCUUAAUGCAGAAUGAGUGGAAACUAGAAGUGGCAACAGACAACUACUUCCAGAAUCCAGACUUGUACUACAAAGAAUCCAUGAAAAAUUCAGUAGACAAGAAGAAAUUAGAACAAUUGUAUAAUCGAUACAAAGACCCACAAGAUGAAAACAAAAUUGGAAUUGAUGGGAUUCAACAGUUCUGUGAUGAUUUAAGCCUGGACCCAGCCAGUAUCAGUGUUCUGGUUGUAGCAUGGAAGUUCAGGGCAGCUACUCAAUGUGAAUUCAGUAAAAAGGAAUUUAUUGAUGGCAUGACAGAGUUGGGGUGUGACACCACAGAAAAACUAAAAGCACUGUUGCCAAGACUGGAACAGGAGCUAAAGGAUCCAACAAAGUUUAAAGAUUUUUAUCAGUUUACUUUUAACUUUGCUAAAAACCCUGGACAAAAAGGUCUAGAUCUAGAAAUGGCAAUUGCAUACUGGAAUUUAGUCUUGUCAGGAAGAUUUAAAUUUCUAGAUCUUUGGAAUAAAUUUUUGUUGGAACAUCAUAAAAGAUCGAUUCCAAAAGAUACUUGGAAUCUUUUGUUAGACUUCGGAAAUAUGAUUGCGGAUGAUAUGUCCAACUAUGAUGAAGAAGGAGCGUGGCCUGUUCUUAUAGAUGAUUUUGUGGAAUAUGCACGACCAGUAGUCACAGGAGGAAAACGUAAAUCUUCCUAACCCUCGACUUGUCAGUGUGGACUAAACGUGCACUCUGAACUGCAUUAGGUAACGAAGAUUUCUUGACUGAUAACUUUGUACAGCAUUGCUGGUUUCAGCGGUCGUGAUGAGACUGUGGAGAGAAUACUGAAAUUCUUCCUUUUUUGCCUAAAGAAAAUCAUGGCUGGCUUGUGGACACCUCAAGAACAAACUCAGAAGAUAGUCCAGGCUGUUUGUAGGCUACUGGCUGCAAUUAUUAUACUGGUUGUAUCGUAUAGGCUGUAGAUUUUGCAUGAUUUUAUACUUUGGAGAAGUGUAACUAGAGGCCAUGUUAUCAAAGUUUUGACAGCACAGCAUGCCAUUCAGUUCAUGAUCCAAAGUGAACACCAGCAGUUACAUAAAUAAAGCUGUAUUAUAUUGUACUUAAAAUAAAAGCAGUAUUUGUGGUAUAUAAAUUAAAUCCCUAAAUUAAACUUAUGCAGUAUGUUGUAUUUUUAUGAAAGUUGGUUCCAUGGAUCUGUCCUGAUACAGAAUUGUAACAGAACAAAAAAAACGUAAUUUUGGCUUUUUUCACUUGUCAGAAUUUUAAAUUUUUAUGUUGAAGUCCUGGAUGUAUAGAUUUAUUACAUCCAGCCUUUUGUUUUCUUUCAGUGAGUUGAACUUCCUCAUUAUUCUUGGAGUACUUGGACUUGUAACAGUAGCAUUACUGAGGAAGGGCUCCUGCUCUGUGCUGUGCUGCAACUACAGAUUGGUUUUGGUUUUGGGUUGUUUUUUUUUUUAAUCGUUUUUAAGUAGACAACCAAAGAUGCUUUUGUAAUUUGUGUUUGAUUUAUCAUAAUUCAGUUAAGUGUUUUAUUUAUUUAAAAUAAUGGUCUGGUGGAAUGGAAUAUAACAUUUAGUUUUAUCUGUAGCCUGGAACAUAUCAUAAAUUCUAGCUAAAUGCAGCAUGGUUGUGAAUGCAAUUCCUGACAUGUCCAACAGAAAGGAAGUGCAAAUAAGCUAAAGACUUAACCAGCUGGCUUUUACUUUGGAAAAAUAGUAAGGAGACUUUAUAUUGAUCAUAAUUGCCAUUCAUGCCUCUGGGUGUACCAUGCAUUCAGUUUUUAUUUAAGGGAAAAAUAAUAAGUUAGUGUAGUAUUAUUGAUCUUAAGGCUAAUAGAAUUGGACUGCUUUUCACCAAAUCUAAACUUCUGCUGUCAUUUCUUCCCCCCUUUCACCAGCCAUUGAUUAUGAAGUGUACAGAGGUCAGUCUCCUUUCUCAACAGUCUUCACAUGGUUAAGCACAAAAAAUAUUUUUAUCAGAAAUUACUAAACCUGUCUUCACACAGGGCUCUUUUAAAUGCUACCUCAUCAGAAUGAGUUUGUCAUAGCCACUGUAAAGGAUUGUUGAAGAUUUUUGAAAGAGUAUGUACAGCUAUGAUUAAUAUAUUUUCUGUAGUCAGAGCUGAAUAGAUGGAAGAGCUUAAUGCACUAUUUUAGAUAAAAUUUGUAUCUGGAUCACAUCAGAUCAGUCAAGUAUUACAUGACAGCAUACUAUUUAAUUUCAUAGAUGUGAGGGUAUGAAAGCUUACAAUAUUCUCUUAAACUCUAAUAUUUAGAGUUCAAUAUAAGCAGUCAACUUUCAUUUGUCUCAAUGUGGCUGAGAAGAGCAAAUGCAGGUGCUAUGUACAGAAGGAUCACCUUCAUUCUUCUGCCUGAGAGAAUUUCAGUUUUGUGUGACUUUUAACAAGCAGGGUUAGGACAUAUGUGAACAAAUCAGCACAUGUUCAGUUAAGAACGUAGCAGGCAAGGUACAAACGCCCUAGGAGUGAUUUAUUGGUAGUCUUUUUACCCGCAGCAGUCUCUAGAGCUGCGGGGUCUUCCAUGGCCGCCACUAGGUGUCACUGUCCUGGUCCCCAGCUGCCCCUCUCUGAUCUGUAGAGUUAAGGAGUAAUAAAACAAAUUAGUAAUUUCUGGCUUUUUAGAAGAGUGUUUGUGUGCAUACAUCCAUGUAUUCUGCAGAAUUCAACAGAGAUUUAAAAACAGCAUUGUCCUCUUUUUAAUGCAUUUGAUUUGCCUGCUUUUCCUUCCCAAAAUGAGCCAUUUCUGUAUCUUUCAUGUGGAGUUGGGAGAAUUUAACAUCUCAUAACAUCAGCUGUGUUUAUCCAGUCAAAAGCAGUGGAAUGCCUUUUUUUUUUCUUUCCCCCACAAUUGCCACUUAAAAUAUGUAGCUCUAAUAUAACUGGCGAAAAGUAAUUUAAUCUGUGAUGUAACUGAAUAGUUUUAUAGCUCUAGAGCUUGUGAAACAUCUAUUCAUGCUGAGGACUCCUUCAAAUCAACCUGAUGAACCUUCUACCUUUUAAAAUAAAUAGAGCAUAAAAAAUGCCCAUGAGUUGAGGUUUCUUGCCUUGUUAAUCUAAGGAAGAAGGAAGAUGCUUACCACAGUGUUCAGUUUCCUUAUGUGUAUGCACUUACUCAGUUUAUCUUAAGUCUCAUUCCUAGUGAGGAUCCUUCAUGGAAGACAUCUUCCAACAGAGGAAGACUGGGCAAAUUACUCUCAAGAUGUGAGUUGCUCUUUAUCAGCCAGCAUCAUAGGCAUAGUACACUUUUCCCUUUUGCUCUUCCUAAGUUUUCUAUCCAUUUGAAACCACAUAUGCAUUUUACAUUCCCGUAAAUAAUAGCAUGAAGUAGCACCUUCACACUUGAACAAUCAUAAGGUUAAAUGCAAAUAAACUGCUUUCAAAUUAUGAGUUCCUGAGGUUCCUUGUGUAUUUUAAUUAUUUGCUGCUGUCCACAGUUCCACAUUACAGGGCACUCUGAGACUCACUUUUUAGGUAAGCUGAUGCAGUGGUAACACCUAGGCUGAUAAAUUUAUAAUCAUAAAUGGUACAGAUGUCUUCAAGUUGUUCAGUGCAUACAGUAUUAUGUCUUAAAUAUGCUGUAUGUAUUUUUAAACUCAGUGCCAGGUUGUUUGAUUUUACAUCCUACAGUGUUUGAAACUGAGCCAUAGGAUUUGUACUGGCCAAUUCUAAAUUUAAAUGUAAUUUGUCAUGUAUGUCAUGUCAAGGAGAGCAAACCUGCAGGAAUCUGCUCGUUUGGUGCACCUGAGAGAUUUGCUGCUGAGUAAGCUGAAUGUGUGUAAAUUUUGUGGCAAUGAAAAAAAGAAUAAAUGGACUGUUGACAUAAAGUA